AUGGUGGCUGGAAGUCUUCUUUGGCGACGGGUGGCUGGAUGCUGCUUGUUGCUGGUGGCCGCUGGGGGAUGCAGUGUGGGAGCUGAAAGCAACUUGCCCUCUUUUCUGUUUGUGCUGGGGGAUGACAUUGGCUGGGCAGAUUUUGGUUGCAACUGUCGCCAAGAGUGGUCAAAGGAUUGCCUCUACGGCCACUACGAGGGAACCAAUCAUUGCCAAGGCGGGGAAGGGCCGGGCGGCAACAACUGCUGCUUCAACUACUGGUGGCCCAAUGCUUCUGCAGCGCACGCCGUCUCCAACUACUCGCAGCCCAUCCCACAGGAUGAUUCACUGUACCUGACAGACAGCUUUUAUCACUUUUUGGCUGGGCGCGAUGGGGCGCCCUUUCUGGCUCAAAUCAGCUUCCAUAACUGCCAUAUUCCGUACAUUGGAACCCCUGAAGCACGUGCCGACUGUGCCGCCGGGCGGACGUGUCGACCUGGCAAUUACAGUGACGCCCAGCUGGACUUUUAUGCGUGUUUGAACGAGCUUGAUGCAGCUGUAGGUCGCCUCUUAACUGAUCUCGAGACGUUUGGUUAUCGCAAUAACACCAUGAUGUGGGUGACCACGGAUAACGGACCCGAGGGCAACUGCGAGGGCAGCGGAGAUGCGGCUGGGCGAUGUGAGCCCGAGCAUUUUCUCACUUAUCCAGGCUCUGCCGGGCCACUGCGGGGACGCAAGCGUGACAUUUUUGAAGGGGGACAUCGCGUGCCAGGUAUCGUGUCUUGGCCAGCCGUGGUGCCACGUAACAUGGUGUCUUGGGACACAGUGGUGACCAUGGAUUUUAUGGCCACCAUCAUGGAUGUGCUUGACGUCCAACGCCCUGCGAGUCAGGCACAGUGGGCAUUUGACGGUCAGAGCAUUAUGCCCAUUUUGACAGGCGAGGGUGAUUUUGAUUUGCGCGGCAUUGGCUGGAUGUAUCAAAAUCCGUCCCAGCACGGUUAUCGCUAUGGGCGCUGGAAGUUUGUCAACAAUAGCCAAGGGUGUAAACCGUCUUGCACGCAGGGCUUCUUGUAUGACCUCGAGACAGAUAUGGGUGAGACCACCGAUCUGAGCUCCGUAUACCCUGACGUUUUUUCAGCCAUUGUUGCCAACUAUACUGCUUGGUUCGAGUCGGUCAUGGUUUCACGCACCGAGGAAAAUGACUGUCACGGCUUUGACGACGCCUUGCAACAGCUCUCGCGCGAUUAA
Molecule: messenger RNA, 1227 nt
Organism: Monosiga brevicollis MX1
Lineage: Eukaryota; Choanoflagellata; Craspedida; Salpingoecidae
Exons: 5
Coding region: 1-1227 (408 amino acids)
Molecular function (GO): arylsulfatase activity
Source: RefSeq, a predicted model, not a curated record